Hevea brasiliensis (rubber tree) is the source of this 1802-nucleotide messenger RNA. RefSeq names its product putative ribosomal large subunit pseudouridine synthase SVR1, chloroplastic. Gene Ontology annotation, molecular function: pseudouridine synthase activity; RNA binding. NCBI's taxonomy places the organism in Eukaryota, Viridiplantae, Streptophyta, Magnoliopsida, Malpighiales, Euphorbiaceae. Gene Ontology annotation, cellular component: chloroplast. Bases 91 to 1332 code for a protein of 413 amino acids. The transcript has 10 exons. Gene Ontology annotation, biological process: plastid translation; pseudouridine synthesis; maturation of LSU-rRNA from tetracistronic rRNA transcript (SSU-rRNA, LSU-rRNA, 4.5S-rRNA, 5S-rRNA). The record is from RefSeq and is a predicted model, not a curated record.
CCAAAAGUGGCUAAAAAGUCUAAAAACAAUGUCCACCGAAGUCCAAGUAUCCCCAAUAGCAGAGGCAAACCAGAAAGGAGAAGUGGAAAAAUGAGAUCGGUAGCUACACUCUCAUCUCUUCACGUCCAUCACCUUGUCUUCUCAAAACAUUCCGUCUCUCUUUUCAAACCCCUCCGCACACUCCCUCGCAUCUCUUGCUCUUCCUCUCUACAAUUCAACAUCUCCUUCGCCCCUCCAAAACCCAAACCUAAUCCUCCACCCCAAUUGGACGUCCCCAACCACCAACACCACGACAACGAUGACAGCUUUGUAGCUGACGCUUGUUCUGGCACUGGUCAGCUUUUCAUUCCCUGGAUUGUCCGCGGUGAGGAUGGCAAUCUCAAGCUCCAGGCCCAUCCGCCUGCGCGUCUUGUCCAUGCUCUUGCCGAUGCUAAAACGCAGAAUGCCAAGAAGAAGAAGAAGCAAAGCAAGGAGAAGCAGAAGAAGGAGAGCGGCGUGGUGACCAGUGCAGCAGAAGACCGGAAUCUGUCCAAGGCUGCCCGGAGGUUUUAUAAUGAGAACUUCAGGGAGCCACCGCAGCGUCUCAGUAAGGUUCUCGCUGCUGCUGGAGUGGCAUCAAGAAGGAACAGCGAAGAGCUAAUUUUUGAAGGCAAAGUGACUGUUAAUGGUUCUGUGUGCAACACUCCUCAGACUCGGGUUGAUCGUGCAAGGGAUGUCAUUUAUGUCAAUGGAAAUCGCCUUCCUAAGAAACUGCCCCCAAAGCUGUAUCUUGCCCUUAACAAGCCAAAAGGGUACAUCUGUUCGUCUGGGGAUAGAGAAUCUAAGUCUGUCAUGAGCCUAUUUGAUGAUUAUUUGAAGAGUUGGGAUAGGAGAAAUCAAGGACUGCCUAAACCUCGACUAUUUACUGUUGGCCGCCUUGAUGUUGCCACAGGUGGAUUGAUUAUCGUGACCAAUGAUGGAGAUUUUGCUCAAGCACUUGCACAUCCUUCAUUCAAAUUAUCGAAGGAAUACAUUGCAACCGUAGAAGGUGUAGUAAACAAGCAGCAUUUAGUAGCCAUCAGCAAAGGAACUAUCAUUGCAGGUGUCCAUUGCACUCCAGAUUCUGUGGAGCUGCUACCACGGCAGCCAGAUAUAUCAAGACCUCGUCUCCGUAUAGUGGUUCAUGAAGGGAGAAAUCAUGAAGUUCGAGAACUUGUGAAGAAUGCUGGAUUGGAGGUGCAUUCAUUAAAGCGUGUACGAAUUGGUGGUUAUAGACUUCCAUCAGAUCUUGGGAUUGGGAAGCAUGUUGAGCUAAAACGUACUGAUCUCAAGGCAAUGGGUUGGAAGGGUUGAAAGUAGCUGCUGCUUAACUGCUUAGAAUAUAUGCACUCUCCCUGACAGCAAGAUUAAUGAGAUGAAACACAGCUUCCAGGUUUUACGGUGGAGAAUUGUUGCAUGCUCUCUGUUGCAUUGCUGGUUCAAAUCAUGGAUUUAUGAACUGAACUGCUUUCCAAUUAUAGGGUUGAGGAUUGUCACUUCCAGUGGUAGCAGGCAAGCUACAUCUACAGAGGUUGAGAAGCUUUGACACUAUGGUGAUGUAAAUCCAUUCAUUAAAACUGGAAUUUUAUAUGUACAAUGGAAAUGUAGAGUAGACCUUUUUAGCAAUCAACUCAAAAUGUUAGCUGCUUAUAAAAGUUGAGAAUUGUAGAAUGACUGGAUGCUGUGGUUACAAUACUUAUCAUUGAGAUGAUGCAGAAUGGAAAUCAAUGGCCCAUCCAUGUGCAAGGGAUUUCCAUAUCUUGGGGUCAUAGAUCCACUAGUUA